Dacryopinax primogenitus is the source of this 477-nucleotide messenger RNA. RefSeq names its product cytochrome P450. Gene Ontology annotation, molecular function: iron ion binding; oxidoreductase activity, acting on paired donors, with incorporation or reduction of molecular oxygen; monooxygenase activity. The transcript has 4 exons. NCBI's taxonomy places the organism in Eukaryota, Fungi, Basidiomycota, Dacrymycetes, Dacrymycetales, Dacrymycetaceae. The record is from RefSeq and is a predicted model, not a curated record. The coding region runs from base 1 to 477 and encodes 158 amino acids.
AUGGAUAACAGUCCCGCUGGGACUCAUAUCAUAAUACCCGUUGAAGCGAUCAACACCUCCUCUAAGUUAUGGGGUCCGAACGCAAGAGAGUUUAGGCCGGAGCGAUGGCUGGAAGGGGGAAAAGACGAGACAAAGAAUGGCCUUGCGGAGUCCGCUAGCUCGAUCAGCGGAAGGGGCCAUCAGAAAGUCCUGACUUUCGGGGACGGGCCGAGGAUUUGUCUAGGGAAGAGCUUUGCAUUGGUCGAGAUGAAGUGCCUACUGAGCAAGCUCGUCCGGCAGUUCGUCUUCACUCCGGUUCUGUCGGAUGUUCGUGUCGGUGAAUGGGAACAUACCGCACCCUCAGCGUUCGACCACAAACGGACGGUGGAGCAGGAGGAGAGCAGGGUCUGGUACUGCGUAUUUCUAAAGCUCAAUGAAAGCAACCAGACUACCCACAAGCGGACCACCAAGUCACUGAUAGUAGCCAUCACGGCAUAG